Salvelinus namaycush (lake trout) is the source of this 4958-nucleotide messenger RNA. RefSeq names its product fibronectin type III domain containing 3A (gene fndc3a). The record is from RefSeq and is a predicted model, not a curated record. The coding region runs from base 399 to 4124 and encodes 1241 amino acids. The transcript is spliced from 26 exons. Gene Ontology annotation, molecular function: protein binding. NCBI's taxonomy places the organism in Eukaryota, Metazoa, Chordata, Actinopteri, Salmoniformes, Salmonidae.
GGUUGCGUUAUGUACGGACUGGAGCUGGGUUGACGGUUACAAAAGUGUCAAGAAUAGCUGGUCAUUUUGGGACAGAGAAAAUCUCGAAAUAGUUACUUUAAACACGUCUUCUCUGCGAAACAUGUCACAUACCCAAAGUCUUCUUGCGGUCUGAAUCUGACUGACUACUUAACGUGAGUUAACUUCGCUAGCUAACGUUAGGUAGAGUAGCUAUCCAGCUGUCAAGCUAACUACAACAGUAUCAGGUGCUGCUUGCCUGUGCUAACUAAUUAUCUUCGACGAUUAUAGCUACCUACAGUAACUAGCUAACUUCAUCACCAUUAAUCACAUUGCUGCCGCCGAGCAAGGAACAACUGUGGAGCUUGGAGUGCCUGGUCGGUGUUGUGAAUGAGGGAGUCAUGGCAGACCACACCCCCCCACUGGAGUCCGGCCAGAUACUCAGCCCCGACCUCCCGCUCCUCGCCUCGCCUCCCCCUGCCAUGGUCAACGGAGAGGGACCCCAGCAGGUAAUCCUGGUGCAGGUGAACCCAGGUGAGGCCUUCACUAUACGGCGAGAGGAUGGUCAGUUUCAGUGUAUCACAGGCCCUGCUCAGGUUCCCAUGAUGUCCCCGAAUGGUUCAGUGCCUCCAAUAUAUGUGCCUCCUGGAUACGUUUCACAGAUCAUAGAGGAGAAUGGAGUACGACGUGUUCUGGUCUUACCUCAGCAGCCAGAGUUCCACCCUGGGGGCCACUCCCCCCUGCACCACCCCCCUCCUCCACCCCACGCCCACCUGCCCGCCUUCAUGCCCCACCCCGCCAUGUUGCCCCCCCCACCCCACCUCUACACAGGCAUGGCGGGGGACAUGAGCUCCCAGUAUAUACCACAGUACCACCCGGCACACAUUUACUCAGAGCAGGAUUCUCACUCACCACACGGACGCCCGCCGCCGUUCGUCCACCGCGACGAAAGGGCCAGCAAGACCUACGAGCGUCUGCAGAAGAAGCUCAAGGAGCGGCAAGGGGGAGAGAGAGGAGGAGGAGGAGGUGGUCAGAUGAAGGACAGCCCCCCUCCCUCGCCACAGAAGAGUCGAAGCAGCCCCCCCUCCAUGGACAGUAUCUACAAUGGGGUGGUUGGAGGAGGGAAGGGGCUGGAGGCUGAACUGGGACAGGGACAGACCAGCACCACCGCCAAGCAGACGGGCAUGGAGAAAGAACCUGGAGACAUGGAUGAAGAGGCCCUGCUCCUACAGGCCCUGUUGAACACUGUCAGUAAACCAGUGGUGACAGACAUCCAGGCCAGAGGGGCAGUGUUGAGCUGGGUGGCCCCCAGCAGAGCAGAGGGAGAAGGGGUCAGCCCCUCCCUGGAGCCUCUCAGUUACGAUGUGUCCAUCUCCUACAGCGGCAAGGACGGGAAGUACACCAGCACGUACAGUGGUGAACAACUAAGUGUAACUUUAGAAGACCUGAGGCCAGCAACAGACUACCACGUCAGGGUCCUGGCUGUGUGUACAGGGCAGUGUUUACGCGGCAGUCCGUCGGAGGCAGUAGCCUUCACCACUCGGAGCUGCGAACCAGACCCCCCCUGCCCCCCCAGAAAGGCCAGUGGCUCCAAGAGCAGCACCCUUGUCCUCCAGUGGAAGGCCCCAUGUGACAACGGCUCCAAAAUCCAAAACUACACGCUCCAGUGGGACGAGGGGAAGGGGACCGGGGGGUAUGAGCAGUGUUACUAUGGACCCCAGAAGCAGUAUCGGGUCACCAAGCUCUCUCCAGCUUCAAGAUACUCUUUCCGCCUCGCAGCCAAAAACGACAUGGGUGUAAGUGAGUUCUCUGAGACAGUGAACCUGUAUACCUCGUGCAGCGUACCCUCCCCCCCCCUCCCUCCAGAGCUGGUGAAGGCAGGGGUGACCUGGUUGUGUCUGACCUGGCAGAGACCCUCCACUUCCCCCAAGGAGGAUGACAUCUUCUACAGCCUGGAGAUGGAUGAGGACGAGGGUUAUGGCUUCCAACCCAGCUAUGAUGGUGAUGAGCUAUCCUGCACUGUCAAGAACCUGCACAGGAGUACCAAGUACAAGUUCAGGGUGGCAGCCUACAACACUGAGGGGAAGAGUAACCCCAGUCAGGUGGCAGAGUUCACUACCUGUCCAGACAGACCAGGAGGACCAUGUAGACCUGUCAUCAGAGGCAGGGUACUGCCCGACUCCUUCAGACUGGCAUGGGAACCUCCUAAAGAUGAUGGAGGGGCGGAAGUGACCAAAUACGUGGUGGAGAUAUCUGAGGGACUAAGCGGCGUGUCGUGGGAGCUGGCGUACAGUGGUCCAGCCAUGGAACAUGUGUGUGAGGGGCUGAAGCCAGGCCACUCCUACCAGACCAGAGUUUACUGCAUGAGUGAGGGGGGGCAAAGCCCACUGUCAGAGACUCUGCAGGUCCAGACUCCCGCGGUGCCCCCAGGGCAGUGCCAGCCGCCCCGCGUGGUGGGCAAGCCCAAGGCCAGAGAGGUGCAGCUGCGCUGGGGACUGCCGUGUGUGGGCGGUGGCAGCCCGGUGUCGGUCUAUAGUGUGGAGGUGUGUGGCGCUGGUCCUCAGGGGUCAACAGGUCAAGAGGAGGUCAGGGAGGUGUACCAAGGUUCGGAGGUCGACUGCACCGUGGGUAGUCUGCUCCCGGGACGGACGUACAGCUUCCGCCUGCGGGCCGCCAACAAGGCUGGGUACGGACCCCUGUCAGAGCAUUGUGAGGUGACCAUGGGCCCCGGGGCUCCAGAGCCCUGUAAGGCACCUCACAUUACCUGCAAGUCCCCUACUGUGGCUGUGGUCAGCUGGGAGGCUCCAGCCUGUAACGGGGCAGUCGUCUCAGAGUACCGUGUGGAGUGGGGGGCAGCGGAGGGCACCAUGCAGGUGUGUUACAGCGGUGCCAGCCUCACCCACGAGGUCAAGGGACUGCUGCCUGCCACCAACUACUUCUGCCGGGUUCAGGCUGUGAACGUGGCUGGCGUAGGUCUGUUCAGUGAGGCGGUCCUCUGUCAAACUCCUCCUUCUGUACCUGCGGCCGUCAGCAGUGUCCAUGCCCUCAAAGAGGCGGAGCUACGUGGAUACCACACCUCCGCAGACCAGGAGGAGGAAGAGGAGGAGGAGGAGGAGGAAGAUGGACCCCCCACGCCUCCUCUCUACUCCCCCUCCACUUGUCUAGCUGUUGGUUGGGAGCCGCCUUGCGACCACGGGGCUGAGAUCUCCUCCUACCUCAUAGACCUGGGAGAGAGACAGUCCAUCUCUGUAGGACCAGUCACCAAGUAUAUCAUUCAGCACCUGCAACCGGACACCAGCUACAGGAUUCGUAUCCAGGCUCUGAACAGCCUAGGAUCAGGUCCGUUUAGCCACACCUUUAAGUUGAAGACCAAGCCUCUCCCUCCCCAGCCCCCCCGGCUAGAGUGUACUGCUUUCAGCCACCAGACCCUCAGGCUGAAGUGGGGUGACGGCCCGGCCAAGGCCAACCCCUCAGAUGCCCUCCAGUACCAGCUGCAGAUGGAGGACAAGAGAGGCAGGUUUGUCUCCCUGUACAGAGGGCCCUGCCACACUCACAAAGUCCAGCGGCUCAAUGAGUCUACCUCGUACAUGUUCCGCAUCCAGGCCUUGAACGAGGCGGGCCAAGGCCCCUUCUCCACCGUUUACACCUUCACCACCCCCCGCUCGCCACCCGCCCCUAUUAAAGCUCCACGGGUGGAGCGUGUGGAGGACAUGUCUUCAGUCUGUGAAGUGAGCUGGGAGCCCCUGCUGCCCAUGAAGGGAGACCCCAUCAUCUACACAGUGCAAAGCAUGAUGGGUAACUCUGAGUACAAACAGGUGUAUAAAGGUUCUGCCACGUCCUACCAGAUGCCUGGCCUGCAGACCAACAGUGAGUACCGCUUCAGGGUGUGUGCCAUCCGCCAGUGCCAGGAUGCUCCAGAGCUGAGUGGUCCCUACAGCCCCACGGUGACGCUCUCCCCCCAGCGCAGUGAGCUGUCAGCGGGCAGUGUGAGCAGUGUGGGCCCCCGGGCUGGAGCUGACCCCGCCAGGCCCCUAACAGAUGAGCAGUGGGCUGCUCUCAUCAUCAUGCUCUGCGCAGUCAUCUCCAUCCUCAUCGCUUUCAUCAUCCAGUACUUUGUUAUCAAGUGAGCUGUAUCUCCCGUGUUUCUCUCCUCCGUCUCCUCCUCUUUUGUUCCUCCCUUCCUUCUCCUCCAAGCUGCAGGGUUACAGCUUUAAUUUCCUGUCGAUGUUGUAGUUUAUUUCUGUUGUCACCUCUGUGUGAUUAUGAUUAUAGCAGAGGGAGGGAGUCCAGGAGGAAAUGAUAUGUAUUGCUAUGACACCUUCCUGUCUUCCCCUCCCUCACCUCCCUUUACAGAAGCCUCUCAAUGUUUAUCAAGACUCCGCUGUGGUUGGUUACCCUGCACAGAAUAGAGUACCACAUUAUUAGUCAUAAUUACCCAUAAGACCUAGCGCUUAAACAGGGUAAUGGUUCCAAUAUUUUUUCCACCAUUCAUUUUUCCACAUAGGGGAUUUUAGAAACACUUAAAAUAAGGGCUGUGUUUUCUGUAGGCUUAGCCUGGCGUGACGUUUUUGAUAACCGUGUAAAUCUCUUUCAGACAAAGUGACUUUUGUCAAUGUAUUUGCCUGUAUUUACCAUGCAAAACUUAAAUGCUAAUUAGCUGCUAAUGUGGCUAUCAUAAAGAACUACAAAAACCAUGAUGAUCUGGACGAGACUGACGAAUCGAGGCGAAGGUAAGAAUCUCUGUAUUAACUAUCUAAUGUUAGCUAAAUGUAGUCAUUAAUAAAUUGGCAAAAAAAUAAAUAAAUGGACAAUUCUGACAACUGUCUUGUGCAAGUAUUAAAUUGACACAAUGCCUGUUAACAAAGGUGUCAGCUAGAGACGAGGUGCAGGAGCAUGCUGGGAUUUGUAGUUUUGCAUGUUGUCUACUUUGACGCUAAUUAGCAUUUUCACAUCUGAGAGUA